UUCUGUUGGUGCGGACUUGCGGCGUAAAAUAAUACAUACGACCUUCAAAUAUUUGCAAAUGAGUUUUGUGCAGAUUCCAUUGCAUGUGAUGUGAAUUACUUUUGUUCCCGCGAGCACACAUCACAUUAUCUUCCAAACUAUACUCAAUCCACACCAUCAUAUAUUGCACGGCCCCUACUUUGGAGUUUUUCAUUUCUUUCUUAUCAGAUUAUGGCCUACUCCUUUUAUUGGCCAUUGCUACUGACUCUGUGUACAUCAACAAGCUUUGCUGGAUUUUGGAAUCAAAGAGUUUGUUUCUGACUUGGGAAUCAAACACAGUAGGUGACCAGAAAAAGGGGCUAAUAAGCCAGAAAAUGAGCAUGAAGCUGAGCCUCUUCAUAUUUGCUUUCAUGAUCAUUGGAGCAAUGUUCUUUGGUGCUGAGGCUGAACCAUUGGAAGAUGAACAAGCUUUGCUUGAUUUCUUUCACAAAAUUGAUCACUCAAAGCAUCUCAAUUGGGGUUACAAGACUUCUCUAUGCAAGAGCUGGACAGGAGUUACCUGUGACUCUCACCAAUCGCGAGUCGUCGGCCUCAGGCUACCACGAGCCGGAUUAAUUGGUCCCAUACCAUCCAACACUCUCAGUCGCCUCUCGGCCCUUCAGACUCUGAAUCUUGAAUCAAAUAGAAUAACUGGUCCAUUGCCAUUGGAUUUUUCAGUUUGGAAAAAUCUUACCAUAGCAGAUUUUUCCAACAAUUCUUUCAUUGGAAGCAUCCCUUCCUCAAUUUCAAAGUUGACUCAUCUCAAUUCUUUAGAUUUGUCCCACAACUCUCUUUCGGGUGAAAUUCCUGACCUCAAUGUUCCUAGCUUGAAAGAGCUGAAUUUGGCCAACAAUAACCUUAGUGGAAUUGUGCCCAAAUCCCUUCAGAGAUUUCCGAGUUGGGUCUUUUCCGGUAACAAGCUUAAUCUUGAUCUUACUCUUAAUCACACCUCUGAAUAUGCAUCUGCUAAUUCUCCUCUUCAACAACCGAAUAAUUCUCACCCAACAAGGAAAAACAAAAGGCUCAGUGAACCUGCAUUGCUUGGUAUCAUAAUAGCUGUUAGUCUGGUGGGAUUUGCAGCCAUCGCGAGUUUCGCAAUUGUGUUCUGUUAUAAGAAAGGAAGUGGUGGUGGAGGUGGACAGUCAGUUAUGAAGUCCCAUAAAACAGAAUUCUCGUCGAAGACAGAAGCUUCGUUGAGCAGAGACAGGAACAAAAUAGUCUUCUUUGAAGGCUGCAAUCUUGCAUUUGACCUGGAGGACUUGUUGAGAGCUUCUGCUGAGGUUCUUGGAAAGGGCACAUUUGGAACUGUCUAUAAGGCUGCAAUAGAAGAUGCAACGACGGUGGCAGUGAAGAGGUUGAAAGAGGUAACUGUCGGAAAACGCGAGUUCGAACAGCAGAUGGAGGUGGUGGGGAGAAUUAGGCAUGACAACUUGGCUGCUCUAAGAGCAUAUUAUUACUCAAAGGAGGAGAAACUUAUGGUAUAUGAUUAUUAUGAACAGGGCAGUGUUUCUUCAAUGUUACAUGGGGAAGAGAGGGUUUUGUUAGAUUGGGAAAGUCGGCUAAGGAUUGCGAUGGGCACAGCAAGAGGCAUUGCUCAUAUCCAUGCUCAAAACGGAGGGAAACUUAUCCACGGUAACAUUAAGUCCUCAAAUAUCUUUCUCAACUCCCAGGGAUAUGGUUGUAUAUCGGACACCGGCCUCGCCACAUUAAUUAGCCCAAUACCACCAGCAGCACUAAGGGCAGCAGGAUACCGUGCACCAGAAGUAACCGACACGCGGAAGGCGACGGUUGCAGCUGAUGUCUACAGUUUCGGAGUCCUCCUUCUAGAGCUCCUAACAAGAAGGUCUCCAAUGCACGCCACUGGAGGAGAGGAAGUAGUCCACUUAGUUAGGUGGGUGAACUCUGUUGUUAGAGAGGAGUGGACUGCAGAAGUCUUUGAUGUGGAAUUACUAAAGUACCCUAACAUAGAGGAGGAAAUGGUUCAGAUGCUACAAUUGGGAAUGGCAUGUGUUGCUAGGGUUCCAGAUAAGAGACCAACAAUGUUGGAAGUGGUGAAAGUGGUGGAGGAAAUUCGAUUACAUAGUGGGAAUAGACCGUCCUCGGAAUCUAGAUCAGAGGGUUCUACACCAAAUAGAGGACAUGCUUCCACAUCAAUUAUUACAGAGUGAGAUUCUUCGGUGUAAUUUUUCAUUGAUUUAAAAUUUUGUUGUCGUUACUGGUUAGCACGGGCAAUGAUUUGGAUAUAUAUUAUUGGUUGCGAAGUUGGUAAGCUACUAGAGUUAGGAAUGCCAAGUCAAGUUGGGUCCCCCAAUUUGGUAAUUUACUAUUUUGUAGUGCUUCAUUUGGUUGUCUUCUAGUUUAGCAGUCCGAGGAGUGAGAAAUAGCGAAUUUCUUUCUCGCUUCCUCGGCGGAAUUGACGGGCGGGUAUAACUCUAUAAACUCCAAAUGUUAUAAAAUUUAGUUUAGUUUAAACUCCAAACUUGCUCGACAUUUUUUAAUGUAAAAUUGGAAUUAGGG
This is a messenger RNA of Arachis ipaensis, 2535 nucleotides long. The record is from RefSeq and is a predicted model, not a curated record. NCBI's taxonomy places the organism in Eukaryota, Viridiplantae, Streptophyta, Magnoliopsida, Fabales, Fabaceae.